Messenger RNA from Oldenlandia corymbosa var. corymbosa, 786 nucleotides. NCBI's taxonomy places the organism in Eukaryota, Viridiplantae, Streptophyta, Magnoliopsida, Gentianales, Rubiaceae. The record is from the annotation of a GenBank genome assembly.
AUGACAACGUCGCCAACGCCGCCGUUAGGAGCUCCGGCAGCCGCGAACAUGCCCAAACUUCCGAUAAAUCACCGGACGGUGCUGAUAACGGGAGUGAGCAAAGGACUUGGGAAAGCUCUAGCCCUAGAGUUAGCGAAACGUGGACACACGGUGAUAGGAUGCUCUCGCUCGCAGGAUAAACUCAAUGCCCUCCAAGCAGAACUUGCUACCUUCUCCGCCAAUUCUCCUUCUCCGGCUUCUUCCACUCAGAGCAAGCACCUCGUGUUGAAUGUCGACGUGAGGUCCGACAGCAGUGUUGCAGAGCUGGCUCGUGCGGUCGUGGAGAAGAAAGCUAUUCCUGAUAUUAUCGUAAACAAUGCUGGUACCAUAAAUAGGAACAACAAAAUUUGGGAGGUGUCUGCAGAAGAAUUUGACACUGUUAUGGAUACUAAUGUUAAGGGGAUAGCAAACAUGUUGCGUCACUUCAUUCCUAUAUUGAUUGAGAGAAAGCAAGGAGUGAUUGUUAACAUGUCAUCUGGUUGGGGAAGGUCUGCAGCUGCACAGGUAGCGCCUUACUGUGCUUCAAAAUGGGCAGUCGAAGGUCUUACAAGGUCGGUAGCUAAGGAAUUGCCUGCUGGACUUUCCAUUGUUGCGCUUAGCCCUGGUGUGAUUAACACUGAUAUGCUACAAUCAUGCUUUGGCAAUUCAGCUUCUCUCUACCAGACGCCUGAGGCUUGGGCUCCAAGGGCAGCUACGAUGAUAUUGAAUCUAUCUGUGGGUGACAAUGGUGCAUCACUCACCGUUUGA